GUAUGGAGGAUAAACAGUGAUAUGACAGACGUCUCUGGAAAAUAAGUCGUUUCUGAAGAGAAAUUCUACGCUGGUUACAACACUUAAUCUGAAAGUGCUCAAUAAACGGGUAAACAGCAUAGGCCGGGAGUUUACGAACGUGUUGUUCUACCUUGCUUUGGCCGGCAUUUGUUCACGGAAUCAGCUAGAACUUAAUACUUCGGUUCGGACCUGUUUCAACAAAUGUAGUUAUGAAUAACACAGGAAAGGAAGAAGCUUAACAAUUAUUCAAGAUACGUCAGCGCCAAAUAUUGUCUAACUUCCAAUUAUACUGCCGACAAUGACAGAUAUAACACGACUUUCCGCCUUACGUCCCAUAUUGCAAUGUUCUCGAUGUAAUGGAGAAGUAUGGAGCAAGCAUAUGUGUAUAAAGUCUGAGUUGCAAGGGCCUGCCUCUUUAGACACCGCGCCGACCAGCAUGGCAGCAGGUAGUGUGCAUUCGAUGACUGAGAUGUUAGAGCAGUUGAAGGAGGCACAGCAGGUCGCGUUUGAUAGCGCAAAACAGGGCACGAUUUACGAAAACAACGGACGAGUCGGCGAGGCAUUGCACAUGUAUUACAAUGCAAUGCGGCAUCUAAAUAUAGGCCUAUCGGUCUGGCCGUGCCGAAGUUCAGUUCACGGCGCUAAGUGGGAUGAGGCAGUGAAAAUUCGAAACGAGCUCGCCCAUAUCAAAGAAGAUGUUCGAUCUCGAAUAAACUUCCUCGUGGGCGAUAGGAGCUCUGAAAAGGCAUCUCAGUUUAAAUACGAGGAUCCUACCUCUCGCACACGACUUGUGUCCAACACGCCACCUCCCUACGGUGAGGAAGCUACUGUACACAACAACCGAAGUUCUAUGCUCCGAAAUAAUGGCGACGCUUGUAGCAAGGAAGUACUUCAGGAUGCGCCAAGCCCUACCCCGUCGGCUCCUCCGGACAGCAUGAUGAUACAGACGUCAGCGAGACAGCUAGUCCACAUCCCUGGUGGAGUUCAAGUGUUUCACACUACUAGCUCGGGGGAGGUGUCCGUGCAAAGUGACCCCACUGAACUUUUCGUAUUCACAAGGAAUCCCGCUUAUUGUCCCAUAUCGGCACAAACUGUCAGUUGGCUACAAGUUGGAGAAUUUACAUAUUCACUUGUGCCUGGCAAAUCACCAGUGCUUAAAACCGGAUUUGGCGCUUACAUGUUUCCAGACGUAUCUCUUUAUGGUGGCCAGUCCUCAAGUGUAGCCUUGGUGUUUUCUGCAAACGUUACUGAUGAAUUACGAGCUCUGUUUGAUAAAACAUUAAACGACUACGCUUGUUUUCAAGAAGAUCCUAAAAUUCAAGUGCCGGAGGAGCCCUCAUUCGGUCAGAAGGUGUCGGAUGGAAUUAUAGCAACAUCGGAACUGAUUAACCGAGGGCUCAUCCGAGGAGCGCAGGCUACUUCGGUUGCGCUUAGUUAUGGCGCGGACAAACUACGCCAACAUAUGACACCUGAGCAACGUGCACUGGCUGUCGACCCAAGGGUCCAGACCGGGCUGAAAGUUGCCCGAGCAACAUCUCACGUUACCUGCAAAGUUACCGGAUUCGUAGUUUCUGCAGUUGGCGACAUGACGUGUGCCUUGGGUAAGCGCAUUGCGAGGACUCUUGCUCCCACCGAAGUCGUAGACGGGGUGGCUUCGAACGGGACGUUGAACGACGCUCUUCUAAUCGCUGGCGGCGGCGUAGCUGGGUUCGGCACUGUCUUUAUGGGCCUCGAAAACGCUGCUAGGGUGCUCGCUAAGAGUAUUACAGAAAAUACUGUCACUCUCGUGCAUCACAAAUAUGGCGAAGACGCUGGCGAGGUUAUUGGCGAUGCCAUGUAUAGCAUAGGAAACUUCGCCUUAACGGUUAAUAAUGUGGCCAACUUGGGUGUGCGCGGUAUAGCCAAGCGAACCGCAAAAGAAGCAGGGAAGGCUAUGCUGCAGGAAUACGCUCGAACUGGACAGUCGCAACAGCCGGAAGACUUUUACACGGUAGAGUCUCCAGAUAGUUAUGCUUCCGAACAAAGUGCAUCUAAAUCAGAACAUUUAACAGGCAGCGAGACAAGCAAACGAAGCUAAGCUUUUUCCGAGUUCGUUGCCAAUAUGUUAUGGAUAUAUGGAUGGAAAAAAGCUUUAUGCCCUUUGCAUUGUAUGCAAACAUAUAUCCGAAAAAAAGCUUUCAUAAGUUGUGGGAAUCAGCAUUUAAACACGAGAAUUGCAUUAAUCGCAGUCUACAAGUUGUUGACUCAGGUUUGCUAUUCUACUGUCAUACACGUAACAAUUAGACGAGGUCCGUCAUUUGAGGGCCAGGUUUUGCAUAUCUGCUAGUUGGUGUAGUCUCUAUUUGUACAAGAUACCGGUCUCUUCAGAAGAUCUGUUAAAGCGCGAAAGCGUUAUGAUGAAACCUGAUGGCCGAACGUUCGUUUUGUCUUUGUCCUCUAUAUAAGACAUGUUACAGCGUAUGGACAGUCCUAUCUAGGUCAUUCUACUGUCGACAAACUGGUCCGUUCGGGACAACAUUGUAGCUACUAUGUAGUACAAAAGUGUGAAUGCCUUAAUAGUAAUAGUAAUGCAAAAUAGUAAUAGUUACUGACAACGUGCGGUUACCGUGGUACAACUAUCACUGUCACGGCGAAUGUUAUUAGAUGAUAUUCAGAAUGUAAUUCUCGGAAAAUCGUACGAAAGUUUGAAGUACAGAAGGGAGUAGACGUCGCUUCCACUGCUAAAUAUGUUCUCUACAUACUUAUAGAGCGUUCUUUGAGUUCUCGAAGGCGCAAUGUAUUUAGGAAGUUACGGGAUAGGAAUAAAUAUUAAAUCGUUAUGUAUUAUGUCUGAGUGUAUUAAAUUUAUUGUUUUAGUAAGCAUUGAAGGAUAACUUACCAGCAGAACAAAUACACAUAGUGGUAAUCCAAAAGGUGGAAAAGUAAUCUUUGUCACGGGUGUAUGAUAAGAUCUGUUUCUGAGCGUGCCAAAUUGAAUGAAUAAUCUUAACAAAAGUAGAAACCACUGAGCAUUGAUGUGUGCCGUACCCCCAGACGGUGGGUAUCGAGGUGUUGAGGUGACUUAUAGUGAGGUGGUUUAUAAGUAGUGUCCUUCGGCUAACCAGUUUUCUAGGUUAUGUACGUUCUCCUAGUGGAGUGGAACUUUUUAAACUUCCUAUUUUAUACAAUAUAUAUACAAUAUUAUAUAAGAUUCUGAUUAAGAUUUAUUAAAAUGGUAAUGAUCUCUAGAAAGUUUUCAUUCUAGCUGCAUACGUAGCAUGACACUUAACAUUAUUCGAAAAUUCUGCACGUUUAUUUUGUUCAUGGUCUAUUAAAAGUUAUCUAAACUUAUGAAGACUGAGAGUCUAAGACCACUAGAGAAGCCGGUAGACCACUAGACGGGAGCCACUAGAGAAGCCUAAGGCUUCGGUCUUUCGCUCAUUUCACUAAUAAAUUCAACAAAUUUAAUGCCACCUUGAUGUGUUACAGUCAUGUGAUCGGUGGCCACUGCGAUUUUUUUUUUAGAGAAGUUUCGUCUACUCUGAAUAGCCAUGCACAUGCGUGCCUGUACAGUAAAGUUUGAUCUACUAAAUACACCCUAAUAUAUCGUACAGAAGACUCCACGGCCAUAUCUACGAAAAUAGCAGAUCAGAAUUGGAUUGCUUAGAUCUGCAUAAUGAGCUGAAAAAAACUGGACUCGGGGUGUUGUGAGGCAGAGGCUUAUAUAAUUGUCAUGCAUCCUUUUGCGUUGUGGCAUGUGGCUGAGAAAACGUUUUUGUCUUUUUUAUUAGAAAUUGACUGUGCAGCAUGUUCAUGUUUAAUCAUUGUAAAGAAAACGUUUAGAGCGCCACAGUAUUAUUUAAUGUACAUUUAGAAUACAGUAUUAACACGCAUGGAAUAAUACUCUGAUGCUGCUUGGUGUAUGCGACAUGAUUAAUUUCAUGCUAUAAAAGAAAAAGCAGCUAAAACUUUGCAUUAUAGUAUGAUCCUCCUAACAACAGGGAACGUAGAGAUAUAAUAACUUUUGAAUUGAAACAUAAAAUUAUCUCUUUUGUCUACGUUAGUUUACUUUAUCAGCAGUACAUAAUCGUGUAGGAAGUAAAAACACUUUUAAUUGUUAUCUGUAUGAGAAUGCCUUCGAUAAUUAUUUAAUAAUUGUUUGCUGGCUAAAAAGCACGGCAAAUAGGUUUCCAAAGGUAAAUAUGAUGCUUUGUUACAAAAGCAUAUUAAUUUAAUUUUAGCCAAUCCGUAAAUGAUUUAUAUGCUAAUAAAAGCAAAUAAAGGAUCGUUUUGAUAUAUCUCGA
This is a messenger RNA of Varroa destructor (honeybee mite), 4304 nucleotides long. RefSeq names its product spartin (gene spartin). Gene Ontology annotation, cellular component: plasma membrane. The record is from RefSeq and is a predicted model, not a curated record. Gene Ontology annotation, biological process: cell division; negative regulation of BMP signaling pathway. Lineage: Eukaryota; Metazoa; Arthropoda; Arachnida; Mesostigmata; Varroidae.